Messenger RNA from Penicillium canescens, 2723 nucleotides. RefSeq names its product acetate uptake transporter family protein. Bases 1240 to 2136 code for a protein of 298 amino acids. Gene Ontology annotation, cellular component: plasma membrane. Lineage: Eukaryota; Fungi; Ascomycota; Eurotiomycetes; Eurotiales; Aspergillaceae. The record is from RefSeq and is a predicted model, not a curated record. Gene Ontology annotation, molecular function: acetate transmembrane transporter activity. The transcript is spliced from 5 exons.
GGUUCUCAACGGUCAGUUGUACAAUUUCUGUGCAGUAAGUAUACUGUAAAGCAUAGACGAGAAUAGCAAUUGAUAGAACCUCAAACUCAGUCUGACAUAUCCCGUCUUUCCGAAACGUCCAGCAAAAUACUAAAAUCGGAGUUUGAUGAGGAUUGUCCGUGUCAACAUUAAGUCUAUGGGUACAGUAAUCCGUGCCCGACUCAAAAAAGGGGCAAAAGGAGGGAAAACGGAGACUAGACCCACGAUGUACCCACGCUAAUGGAGGGAGAAAAUGGAGAAACUUGCAUAGAUAGAUGACGAAUCAUAGAGAUCCUUGUCUACUGUGUAUGGUAUAGUUGGGACAGGUCGGACUUAUGGCGUAAUGGAUUCAUUGGUGCAUAAUCCCGCCCGGAGACAGCUAGACAGCUUACAAAUGUGUGCUGUACGCGAAUCAACUGCGGACUUAGCUUGGGUCUCUGGAGAAAUGGAAGUGCUGGACCGAGGUCGUGACGCAGUUGAGUUGACCCGGUUGUCCCGGGAUUUGCCCCCGAAGCUUGGGAGGUUGAGCAUGGAUCGUCAAUUCUUCUCUCCACAAAGCCGCAUAUUUGAUGCAAAUCGCUGCAAAAGCAGGUGCUUUCUUUUCUCCAUCGGGCUAGGGAAAGUUCGAGGUGGGAAAGACGAUCGUGAUUUUCAUUCAAGCCUUGUUACCGUGGAGUAAUUUCCGUACAGGCUAUAUACAUGUAGUGUGCAUAGCCGGGCUUGAGACCCUUGACCCACUGAUCAGACGCGGCCGACCGGAGGCAAAGAGAAAGUAGCCGGGAAAUUAAAACUGGAAAAGAACAUGAGAACACUGCCCCAGAGGAAACCCCAGAAGAAAGAUGAAAGUGUGAAAGGCGAAAGAUGAAAGGGGAAAGACGAGGUGAAGGAGUAUAGAAUAAUGCAAAUAAUCCAUUGCCUCCCCCGGAUCCCCCGCCCUUUUUCCCCGGUCUGCCUUGGUAUUUUCAUUCAUCCAUUUUUCCGUGCCGUCCCUGCAUCUGCAUGGGCUGCUGGCAUACCGACGUGUAUGUUCUAAAGUCUCGUGAAACUAGCACCCUGGUACUCCCGUUCACUUGUACUCGUAUACAUAAAGUGGCACUUGUCCCCUAGCUCCGUCCAGUUCCCACUUUUCCAUUAACCUCUGUUAGCUGGAAACGGAUGCACAUCAUUGCAGUUUGAAUAAAAAAGAAAAAAGGAAAAGCAAUAUCAAUUAUAUCCUGCAUCAUGUCUGCGACUGAAGCAUCCAACAACGCCGGGCUGGAUAAGGACGUCGGCGCUGCUCCUGCCCAGAACGGCGGCGGCGCUCCCAUUCACCCGCAACUGUCCGCCGAGGAGCACCAGGUGGCUCGCGCCGCCGCCCGCUUCGGAUACGGGCCUCUGGCUCACGUUAAUGUCGACGAGUCUUCUCUCCCAGCCUUUGGUGGAGAGUUCCAGCCCGGUCUGUACAAGUCCGUUGAGGGUCGCAAGUUCGGUAACCCUGCGCCUCUGGGCCUCUGCGCUUUCGCCUUGACUACUUUCGUGCUGAGUUGUAUCAACAUCGGUGCGAGGGAUAUUAGCUCGCCGAACAUUGUUGUCGGUCUUGCUUUUGGAUAUGGUGGUCUUGUUCAGUUGCUUGCCGGCAUGUGGGAAAUGGCCGUUGGCAACACUUUCGGUGCUACUGCUCUCUCCUCUUACGGUGGUUUCUGGUUGGCCUUUGCUAUCGUCUUGACCCCCGGCGGGUUCGAGAUUGAGGAGCUCCUCGGCGCAACCUCCACUGAUCCCUCCAUGUUUUAUAACUCAAUGGGUCUGUUCCUGAUGGGCUGGUUCAUCUUCACAACCAUCAUGCUCUUCUGCACCCUCAAAUCAACCGUCGCUUUCUUCCUGCUCUUCUUCUUCCUGGACCUGACCUUCCUCCUCCUCGGUAUCUCCUACCUGCAGACCGAUUCUGCCGGAGGUGUCAACGUCCCCGUCCAGAAAGCAGGCGGUCUCUUCGGUCUCCUGGCUGCCUUCGCCGCCUGGUACAACGCCCUGGCCGGUAUCGCCGAUGACAGCAACAGCUUCUUCAUCAUCCCCGUUGCUCACUUCCCCUGGUCGGCUACUGGCCGUACCCGUCGCACCAAGUCUGAGCGCGAGCUCGCUUAGAUUGUCCCGCGAUCGGAAAAUCUUGAGUCUCGGUGGUGGAUGGAGAGGUGUCGAUGCCCUGUAGGUAAUUGACACUUGUAAUGUUUCUGAUACCCAGCGCUGUAUGUACGUGUCGCGCGCGAAAAUACUGGGUUUCUUGACUCCUUUGGAAUAUCUGUGGUCAUCGAUCGUCGACGCGUUUGCUCGUUGUUGAUGAUUGGUUCGGUCGCGUGUUCGCGGGGGGUCGAGGGGGCUGUGUUUUCGUCCUGUGGCUUUGUGACUGUUGCCUUUUGGUAGAGUGAUCAAUACGGAACAUCUCUUCCCAGGUGACAGUUGCAAAAAUGUCUGGUCUCGUUUGCUCUUGAGCUGCGUGGCUGGUUAAUAGUUGGCCGGUGGUUUCAUGCGAGCAUAUAUGCUUGUAUUGGGCCCCGGCUUUUUCCUUGUUGUAUUUAAUCUCUUUACCUGGUUCCAAGAUCAUCAGCAGUUGUGUGCACUGCCGAUGUUUGACUGGACUUGCAGUGUGUUGGCAUCGAAGGGUACCUAGAAGCUGGCAGCUGGUAUCUGUUGCAAGCUGUAACUCCAAUGGACAACAGAGCAUAUCAAUGCAA